GACGGCCGAUCCGCCGUAACCACUACCCAGGUAUAUAUAAUAAUAUUAUAACCGGGCGCAUGACAGUGGAGAGCACCAGUACGAGUAGUGCGACGGGUCGCGACACGCCGCCCGGUUGUUCAAAAGUUUACGGCGAAACGUUCGCGUGUUUCGCGAGACUAUAUAGAUAGGUAAUAGGUACCUACACCAAAUAUUAUACUUUCGGGCUACUGAUUGAUUUCGUUUCGGCGGGGGGGGGGAAGCGGGCGAAGAUAAAAACCGAUAAAUUAAAAAAAAAAAAAAAAAGGAAAAAAACUACCCGUAUACUUUCGACGUAAUGAAUAGCUGCUGCGAAUGGUCGGAAGCGUUCAAAUGCGUCACGAGAAAAUCGAACGUCGUCGUCGCCGCCGCAGCCGCUAACCGCUAUUAUACCGAACUGCAGGUAAAUAAAAUUAUAAUAAAAUAUCUUUAAUAAUUAUUAAAAUUAAUUUCUUGUCGGUUACUUGCAUCGCGCCAUCCGUUUUCUCGUUGUCGACAAAUUACAAUUUUUUUUUUUUUCCUGACAAAUUAGUUUAGGUACCCUACGCGUAUUUUAUUCGCCCGAAAACAACACGUUAUCAUUAUUAUUAUAAUAAAAUGUGGCGAGCGAUUUACGUGUUUUCACGGUGUAACAUAUUGUAUUAUCAAAAAAAUAUCAUAGUGUCAUAAAUAUUUUCCAGUUAAAACGCGCUCAAUCCAAAGAUGCCAGCCGGAAAAGUGCAAUUUGUCGUUGUUCACAAGUCAAGUGAGUCGUGUUGCCUAUAUAUAAAUAAUAUUAUAUACGUACCUACGUCAUAAUAUAUAACGUAUAAUAAUAAUUAUUAAAAUUAUAAUGACGUUAUUUUCGCUCUGAGAUCAAAAAUCGAUAAUCAUACACCGGCAUAUUGAGACAAUUUUGUGGUUCGCCCCGGUUCGCCAGUGAUUAUUGACUCCCUGUGAUAUUUGACCGGGGGGGGGGGGAAUUUCACUAGUGUUUAUCGACCCCGUGAUAUUUUAUUCUCUUGCGAAAUUUCUCCUGGGUAGAUUUUCGGUGUGGAGUGAAUAUCUUUCUAUCAUGCAUAUAAUAUAUCUAUAUACUAUAUUAAUAAAUCAAUAUCCGUUUUAUUUCAUGAAAUGUAAAAAUAUAUUUUUAAUAAUUAAGAAAUGUAUAAAAAAAAAUAUAUAGGUAUUACAAGGUAUACAAGGUGUUUCACUACAUGUUCACUCCAUUUUUCUGGUUAAAUUUUGCAUAUUUUCUAUUUCUGAUUUUUGACAUUUUUAAUUGUAGUUAAAGCCCAUAUUUUGAAUAUUUAGAUUUUUCACAACAUUUAAAGACUCUCAUGUGUCGAUUCCAAUUUUAGUUUUUUAAACGAGAACCUAUAUUGAAAAAUCCGUUAACAGACGGAGUAUUAUUUUAAAUAAAUGUUGGGGUCAAAACUUUUGAUUUCCGUCAACCCGUUGACAAGAUAUAUAUUUCACUUUUAAGUAUUAGGUAAGGGGAGAGAUCACUAAUAAAACGCCGCCAUCACAAAUGAUACUUUACUAUUACUCUCCCCCUAUCAAAACUUUAAAGUGGAAUAUCUCGUUAACGGGUUGACGGAAAUCGAAAAUUUUGACCCCAACAUUUAUUUAAAGUAAUACUCCGUCUGUUUGGAACUUUCAAUAUAGGUUCUCAUUCAAAAAACCAUAAAAGUCGUUUCCACAGGAUACUUUUUAAAUGCUGUGAAAAAUCUAAGUAUUCGAAAAUAUCGUGUUUAACUACACUAAAAAAUUCCAAAAAUCAGAAUUUGAAUAUAUGCAAAAAAAUAAACCAAAAAAAUGGGAUGAGCACGCCUAGUGAAUCACUCUGUUUAUAUAAUUGGUAAUUCGUAAAUACGAGUGGGUAUUCUGGAUAUAAUCUAAAACAAGUGUAGAAGAUUAAGGGAAACCAGGAGUGCGGAACACAAUAACGUUUUUUUUUUAAUGACAAAUAUUAGCAAAGUCCUAGGAAAAAAUGUCAGACCAUAAAUUUAUUUUCCUAGCGAUACGGCUUUGAUAGAAGAGAAUACUCGAAUAAAAGAUCGAUCGAUACAUUUUUAUAGGGCACAUAAAUUUCAAAUAUUGAUUACUACAAUUUGUAUAAUAAUAAAUAGGUAACCUAACUUACAUAAUUAACAAUAUUUACCGAAUGUAAUACCUAUCAUAGGCGUACGCAUAUGGGGUGCAGGGUGUGUAAUUGCAUUCCCAACGAGUUGUCAUAUUUUUUUUAUUUUUUUUUUUUUUUAAUAUUAUAGAUCAUUUAGGCGGUUUGUACCAAUAUCAAACUCCUUCAUUCCUUUCUAUUAUAUGCAUGGUUUAAGCAGUGCUCGAAUUGAUAAAAUAUAAGAAAAGGGACACAAAAAAAAAUAUUUGCGUUCCUUGUAAUUAUUAAAUCAACCCAACCCGCGGGGGGUUUAGCCCUCCACACCUCCCACACUAAUUUUCAAACAUAAUUCAGUAAUUCAUAAUUUCCAAAAAUAAACACUACCUACUGCAAGCUAACUUUUGUUUACAUAGUAGUUUAGUACCUACUAUAGUAGAUAUUAUUUAUUUUGGAUUCUAAUAUGAUGGUUACUACUAUGAUUCUAUUAUGAUGAUGUGUUUGUUCUUUUUCUGUAUGUGAACAACUUUUCUACCAGAAAUCUUGCUCUAAUUAUCAAGUUUAUUAUCUUUAUUAUAAUUUAUAAUCGUAGAGGUCAGAAAUUACAUGAAAUUGAAUACAUCCAUGAAUUGGUAUAGUCUCAUAUAUACAGAUCUUUCCAGACAUGGUACCUUUUAUCUUGCACUACGUCCAUUGCAUUCCACUUCAAACAAAUAGUAAAGGCGUGCUUACAUUUCUGAUAAAUUAGUUGAGGAACUCCGCCCCCCUGCGUCCCCCCUCAAUUCAAGUACUGGGUUUAAGUCUUGACAAUUAUUGCCGACUUUAACAGUAAGUUUUUAACAUUUGUAAAUCAAAAUAAUGAAUAUCUGUAUGAAUAGGAUUUUUUUUUAUUAUAAGCUAAAUAAACUUAAUUUUAAUAUUAAAGAAUUUUAGUGGCUUAUUAUUUAUUAGGUAUUAAUAUGUUAUAGUUUGAUGGUUUGCACCCUCCUGUGAAAAUAUUUUGCGUACGCCUAUGAUACCUAUUAUUAUCGUAUAUUCGUUUUUACCAUCAUAAUCCUUCAAGAUUCUUUAAUUAUCGUAAAAAUUUGAACUUAAAAUGUUUAUGCAAAAUAAAUACUACAUUACACCCAAUUUUUUUUUAUAAACAUUAAAUAAAACUUGUGACGAUCAUAUUGUUAAAUUUACAAACAUUUUUGAAUUACUAAAACGAUUUUAUCCAUAUAAAAUCAAAUAAAAACUAUAUUUUAAUACUCUAUUAUUAUAACUCAAUACUUCAACAGAAUGUAUUUUUUAUUACGAGCUUCACUGAGCAUCACGGUAAAAAUAGUACCAUCGUAUAAAAAAGGAGUUAUUUUGAUUGAUUUUUGUCUCUGCAAAUACUUUGCUAUUAUAAUAUAGUCAAAUUAGUAAAAUGUAAUAAAGUAAUUUCUCGAAAGCUGAAUUUUGGUAAACAAUUAGUCCAUACUUUAUUGAUAAAUUUACUCAAAGUCCUGAACCCCUUGUGGAGCCCAUCAUCUCUCAAAAGAAGGGUUUAACUUGCCCGCCAUUUUCACUUAUAUCCGAUACAUAUUUUAAGGAAUAUACGUUUAAAAAAAUUUGAAAAAUUACACGUUUACAACGAUAAACUUUUCAACCACAAAGUAUAACUUAUGAUGACCAUCGUAUAAAAUAUUCAUACAUUUCUGUUAAGUUUAACAAUUUUAUCCACACUAAAUAAAAAUUACAAAAUAUAAAUACGGUGUAUAAGUAUAAAAGAAAAAUGUAAGUUUUCUGUCUAAAUUUCAAGUCUGUAUGAAUAUUUUGAAUUACUGAAUUACAACAAGAAAACAAAAUUUAAAAUAAUAAAAGCAUUAUUUUCGUAAAUUUUCCCUUUUCCCUCAGUUUUUCUAAAUUAUUAUGAUAAUUGCUUGGAAAAUAAAAAUAAACCUUCUUAAAGAACUAAAUAAAUCAAAUUCUCUUUCAGAAAAGAUCUUACACUUUAGCAAGAUUUUUUAGUUAAAAAAAAAUUAUAAUUAACCUCAUUGCAAAAAUAAUACAUUCCUCGUUCAGCUCAUUUAUCUACUACAAUACUAACCAAAUCUCGGGCGGAUUAAAUAGUUAUCAAUACAUGUUUAAAAUAUAAAUUAGGUGAAGAUGCAAUUUAUCCAAGCUCUGAACUUAACAAUCACGGCCCGACCAUUAAAGGGUGGAGGUCUUCCAAAAAUUGCGAAUAUCCACAACAACUGGUGCUCAAGCUUUACGAAACCACUGUGAUUCAUCAAAUCCAAAUACUCGCUCAUCAAUAUUUAAUUCGUAAGUGUUAAUAUAACUAUAAGAUAAAUAUUGCAGUGUAAUUAUUUGAAUUUCAUUUUAUACAAAUCAUAUUGAUCAACAAAAAUGUAUCAAGUUGUACAUAGAGAAAAUUAUUAUAUACCUAAAAUAAAUGUCCUUCGUUUUUUUUGAAAUUGAAAUUGAAAAUUUGUUUUUUACUUUUAAAAAUAUUUCUCAAUAAUUUGUACGAUUAAUUAUAACAUUAUAAAUUACAGAGUUUUUUUGAUUUUUUUAGUAAAUAACUCUUUUCCCUGUUCAAACGAUUAUGAUAAGGUAAUAAAGGCACUAUUUAUUCAAUAAAUCAAAUUUAAUUCCCAAAACGACAUAUUCUAUUCAAAAUUUGCAAUAUAAGCGAGAUAAAUAUUUUAUAUAAAAAAGAAAAGUCAUCUGUAUAAUAUUAUUAUUUAAAGCCAGCAAAAUUGAAAUAUGGAUUGGACCAGAAGAACAUACGGACACAGAUAAUUUAACUAAUCUAAAUUACGAAUAUUUGGGAUAUAUUACACUGAACGAUAAUGACGGAGGUUUAGUUAAGAGCAGAGAACUUAAAACUAUUACACUGCCGUUGGCCAGUGCGACUAGUUAUGUUAAAUUGAUUUUGUAUGAAAACCACAAGAAUUCCUUAAAUAGGUCUAAUCAGGUUUGUUUAUAAUUUAUAUUAAUAUCUAAUAUAUUUUGUUUAAAACUAUACUUGUCUGUAUAUUAUGUUGUAACAAGUAAUUUAUUUUUGUCGUUUUAAGGUGAGUCUGAUCGGUAUACAAGUGACUGGUGAAAAACAUCAUACAGACCACCAGGAAAAUGUAUCCCAUCAUAGUUCGAUAUAUGAUGACUUGGCAUUUGAAAUGUAUGUGGACAAAGGUAUUGCAGAAAUCAUCCGAAUGUUAGAAAAUAGAAAAAUUACAGCUGUCGAAGGUAAUUAUUUGUAUAGUCACUAAUGGCAUUGGUGCACAUUCAGUCUAAAACUUGGGAGUGCUAAAAUUAUUUACGAUAAGGUAUCACAUGGGGGAUUUUGCCCACCACACCCCCCCAACCUAUUCGACAAUUCGAAAUAAAACUAUAUAGUAUUACUUAAACAUUAAAUAAACAAAAUUGAAAUAAUGAAUCUUCCAUUUCCCAAUAAAUAACCAACACGAGAUAGGUACCUUCUUAAAAAUAUGAAAAUAAUUAACAUAAACUUACAUAAUAUAAUAUAAUAUUAAUUAUUAAUAUAUUAUGUAUAAUAUAAAUUAAUAUGAAUACUAUUUGAAUAUAACCUCAAAAUCUAGAGGUGCUAAUUUUAGAUUUGGAGGUACUAAUAAGCACCCCCUGGUACCCACGUAUGUUUGCCAAUGACUAAUAGGUGUUUUGUACACAAACAUUGGGUUAAAGUAUUUAUAUGUGUGUACUACAGAUGAGCGAUUUGAAUAUGCCAGAAAAUUAAAAUGUGCCAUGACAGAGUUAAGGUCAGCUGGAGAAAAAUUAGGAAAAUUAGAACUGUCCAAAACACAAGCCAUACAAAUCGAAGACUAUGGUAAAGCAAAAAAGAAAAAAACACAAAUGGAAGAAUAUCGAACUCAGGUGUUGUUGGAAAAUCGGAUAGAUGAUCUUUUGGAAAAAAAUGGGGUAAGCCAGUUUAAUGUAAUGAGAUUAUUAUUUAAUAUUUAUUUUAAAAAUCACGCCGAUAUUUUUGUUUUUACAUCAUUUUGAGAUAAAUAUAUUUUUCAAACCUCUUUAGAAUAUUGUAUAUAUCUACCUGCUAUCUAUGAUUUUUAAAUCGUUCAUUUUAACAUUUUAAAAUGCACACAAAAUAUAAUUUCAAAUAACCAUAAAUAUAUUAGCGUAUUAUUAAAAUAACACAGACAAACUUGGAACUAUAGAAGUUGUUUUAAUUUUACAUUUGGUUUUUCUGCAAAUUAUGUUCGUGUUUAAAAAAGAAAAAUAUACCAAAAUGUUUUGUGAUAAAAAAAAGUAUAAUAUAAUUACAAUACUCAUUUAUAUUUUGCAAUCUAUAUACAUGUUUAAAAUACACCUAGUUCAAAAAAUUUAUAAGUUAUUGAAACUUGUCGUAUGUGUGUGUAUGUGAAAAGCCAUUAGAAAUCAAUGACGAGGAACCUGAAGAUUUUGUUGACAAAACACCGGGGUCCGUCGACGAAACCGUUAAAUACGCCAGGUCCUUGUCUCCGAUAGUUUCGCCCAAAGAGGUUUCGGUCAAGCCGUGUCAACAAGAAAUUCAACCGGAAAAAACCGAAACCGAAGUACCCGACGAACCGGACGUUUACCAUAGUCCAGUAUCACCACUCCAUUAUCCCGAAAAUAAUUCUAGAGAAAGGUCAAAGGGCAUUAAAAAAAUAUUAAUACACUAUAUAAACAUAAUAAUAAUUCACGUUAUUAAUGUAGAUAAUAUUUUUUUGUACAGAUCACCAAAGUUACAGCAUACGAUUGUGACGAAAGCGAUUUCGUUAAAAAGGCCCAAACCAAUCCGUCCAAAAUCUAAUAAAAAUAGUUACGAAGCGUACGACGAACAAGCUAUUCCGGCCCAAAGAUUGUAAGGGUUUUUUUGUUUUAUAUACUUAAAUUGUAUACAUUAGCGGUCCCAAUCAUGCUAACCCACUUUUUAUUGACUAUUUAAAAGCAGAAUUUUUAAAAAAUCGUUUCAAAAACUGAAAUUAAUAAAAUAAACUAAUCUAGUAGAAUGCUACAGAAAUUUAUGCUACGCUACGAGUUUAAAUAUACAAUUUUAAAUUACUUUUUUGUUUAAUUAUCUCGGUAGUUAAAAAAAAAAUGUUUUUUACUAAUUUUUUUAAUUUUUUUAUACAUAUUAUCUACUUUUGUAAUUGCGUAAUCAAAUUUUAUUCUUCCACUGAUUUUUAAAUAAUUUUGGCUUUAAUUUUAUUACUUAACUCAUAUGUGUUCGCUUUUAUUAUUUUAUAUACUAUAGUCACGUUGAUUGUCGCUAGACAUGGGACAAUAAAUAUUCACGAAUGUAGUUCUAAAAAGAUUAAAAAGUUCUAAUAUAAAAAUGUUUAGGUUUUUUUGGUCAAUUUCGUUAAAAAAAUAUUUUUACUACCAAAUUUUUCAAAAAUAUGUUUUAAGUGAUUAUUUUAGCACUUAAAAAGCUAUUAAUCUCUUUAAUCGCGUUUUUGUUGUUUUUAGUUGAUAUAAAUCCAGAACCCUAAUUAUUAUAGACAUAUAUCCAUGUGACAUGCAAUAGUUUUUAACAUUAUAAUCAUAUUAUGUUUCAGUUGUCAAACGCAAACUACUAAUUUACAGGACUCUUCAACGUUGCCUUCAGCCAGUGGUGUCGGAGCAUCGAAAUUGAACGAAAGAGAUAAAAAGCAGGCUUCCAUUCCAAUCGCUGUAUUCGGGCUUCCGAUGGUAGGUAAUAGGUAUGCGCAAGCAGUUUCUCCUAUAAAAACUCCCUAAACCCUUUUUUUUAUAAAAAUAUAGGCAGAACGUAUUAUAAUGUUUCCACUUGAUUUGAAAAUUCGUAAUUGCUGUAAAAAUGUUUGCAACCAAACCUAACCUAAAGUAAAAAUUUGCUUCGCUAAAUGUAACUACUUAAUGUGAACAUAGUAGAUGUAACCCCAAAAUUUUAAAAUCUUGACAAGAUUGAUAACAUUUUAAUUAUAAACUAUUAAUAUUAUAAAAAAAUAAUAAUAAUAAUAAAAAUGAUAUACAUUGUAUGUUACGGGUAAAAACCGAAAUCGAACAAAACGCGAUGUGUGCAUGAUACUUAAGCAAAACGUCAUAUUUUGGCUUUUGCCUGGACAAACCUAGUAGUGACUAAUCUCAUUUGAAUAAAAAUGUAACGUCCAUAAAUUUAAAUUUUUCACAGAAUGUAAUAUUACAUAUUAUUAAGUAUUCACCCAUCGCCCCCUCCCUUAACACCACUGAGUAUAAUAUACUUAAUCUAUUAUAUUAUGCGAGUAUUUUUUUAAAAUUAAUAUUUUUACUACUAUGAUAAAAAUGUACGCGUAUUAAACCAUCGUAUUGUGAUUGUAUUAUUUCAGGUGAAGCACUUUUUUUCGAAACAAUAUUCGGACAAAGUAGAAGGAUUGAAACUGAUGGAAGCUUCGAUGAAGAAUUUCAUGUUUGACGGCAUAGACGUCCGACACUCGCCGAAUAAAAUGACCCGAGCGGCCGUCCAAUUGUUACACCGAACGCUCAGGGACAAAGUGUUUGCCGUCUAUAAUUUAUCAGCCGAAAUCAUACGGUUUUUGUUUUCCGAAUUCGUCCCCGGAAGGUAAGUUUUCGUAUAUUCUAUGAUGAAUAGAAUUUUGAAUUUCAAAUGACGUUUAAUUUAAGGUUAUAAUACCUAUUACGUCUAGAACAAAUAAAUAUAAAUUAUUUUUAUUUUUGUCGGAUCUAUAUAAAACUUUUUGAAGGUGUCAUUGCUUCACUAAGUUCUCCAAAUAUAACAAUUAAAAUACUAAACUUGAGGAAUAAUAUAUUUAUUAGUUAUCUAGAAUUAUAGUUUUCAGUUUGUAUAGAUCUAGUUAAUUUUAUCGAGCAUAUAUCUGGGUAGUGGCGCACCCAAAUUUCAUUUUUUUUUUUUUGGGGUGGAGGGAGGGAUUUUAGGUACAUUUUAAUUAAAUUUCUGGACCAGAUUUUCGGGAUAAUAAAUUACUUAAUAUACGAAUAACACGACUUACAAGUAUUCAAAAUUGCAAAAAAAAUUAUGCAACUUACAUAUUAUAUUACGUAGAAUUCAUCAAGAUCUCAAAUUCUAUUAAACUUAUUGGGGGGAGAGGGAGGUUUUAAUUUAUGAAAUCCCCCUCCCAGGUACCGUCACUUCUGAUCCCGGAGAUGUUUUUACACUUAGUAUUAUUACGUCACUCUAUUGGUUAUUACUGCGUUUGUGUGUCCAUGUAUACAGAGUGACAACAGGUGAAGCUUCACGAAGUAUUGAAACGCUAUUGCCGGAAUUGUUAGCAAAAGCUGGAGACACGACACCUCGUAUUCACAACAUCGCCACGCAUACGAUAUUGAGCGUGGCCGAAGUUCCCGACAUAAGGUGAGUGGUAAGACGUAUAUGUCACAUUGUAUGUUAUUUAUAUGAAGCAUAAGACACAAAAUCAACUUGCUUGUGUAAUAUUCUACACUUUAUAUAGUGGUAUACACAAUACAAAAUUUCGAUUUACUAGAGGUUGAGGCCUUUACUGCUCGUGCCUGGUGCCUAUGCCCUAUAUACUAUUUCUAUACAUUUUUCACUCGAUGAUAAAAAGUUGAAGAAAUUUUGGUUUUCAAUUAAAAUAUAGAAAGCUUCAUGAUACUAAUGCAGUAGGUAUAUUAUGAUAUUGAACAAAAAUAAAUUUUACUUAUAUAAUCGUGCAUCACUUAAAUUACACUCGUUCGUAUAUGUGAAAAACACGCAUUAAUAUCAUUCUCUUGUUUUGGGCGUUUGAUAUGCGUUCAACAGUUACGCCAUCAUAUCAAAUGAUAGCUGAUGUUGCUGACAUGUACAAGUGCCUAUAGAAUUCGUUCAUAAAGUAUUGUAAAGAAACUAAUGACGUUUGUAAUUCAUAAUACAUAAGGGUGCGCAUGAGGAAGACAAGGAGGCAAACUCCUUCUCUGCAAGAAUUUAUGUCAAAGUGUUUUAAAAAAAAUAUAUUACAUUUGAAUUUUUCAAAACAUUAAACUGUAACGUUCCUCUGAUUUUGUGCAUUGCUACAAAAAUAUAUGAAAGGCGCUUUAGGGGAUUUAGCUCCAAACAACUCAGCCAAGCUCUCCAAAUCUAAUCCUCAACCAAUAAUUACUAAGUAAACAUAAUCAAUUUUAUGGGAGCUUCCGCACACCCCUCCCUCCCAAAAAAAAAAAUUAAUAUUAUUUGGAAUGUUUGUGUAGAGUUUUAUUUCAAAGAUCGUUUGAUUUUGGCAGAGGACCUGCGUGCGCUUAUGAUUUAAUAUAUUUGAUUUUUCCUCAGAAAACUCAACAUUAUACCGACUCACCUGACGCGUUUGCUGACCGGCAACAUACAUCCCAGGUUGAUACUGAGCCGUUUAGAAAUGGUCGAACAACUGAUCAUCAGCCAAGGCGUGUCGUCCGACAAAAAUAGGUGUUUAAAAAUCGUUGCGCUUGUAUUAAUUCGAUUUUAGGCAUUCCUUUAAUAAAAAAAAAAAAGGCUAAAUUAAUUUGUUUUCUUUAAAACUCAGCGGAAUGACCUGUCGUACUUUAUGUGAAUUUGGUAUGUCGGCUAUUCAUCACCCGACCGAAGCUGUGCGCAAAGCCGCCGAACGGAUUUUAAUACACGUUUACAAAGUAAACCCUAGGUUUGUGCGGAAACAAUUGCCGCCCGACGAUGAGAUCACCCGGAGAAACAUUAUGUACAGACAGCUGAUGCAAGAGUUCGAACGCGUCGAUCAAGAAGUGGGUACCAAAAAAACGUCAAAAUAAAAUAUAUACCUACCAGACGCAUAUAAAUAUAGAUCGCGAUAUAUUAUCGGAACCAAAACAAUAAUGGUAUCCUAUAUCAACGAUAGUGGGGGAUAACGAAAACAUUUGCUCUCUCUUUAAAACCUUAGCUAAACAUGUACCAAUUAAUAUAUGACGUAUUUGGUUAUAGUAUAACCCUACGUUCCUACACUAUACUUGAACUAUUCUAUGUAGGUACAGAUUGAAAAUAGGCGAACAGAUCUUCGUUUAGAAUGUCAAAUAUAGGUACUUAAAGGCUAAUAAUGUAAUAAUUAUUAAAAUAUAAAAAAGUAAAAAGUUUAAUAAAUAAUUUUGGACAAUAAUCGAAUGUCCCAUCAAGAUAUAUUGUUGUUUCACUUUUACAUAAGAAAUCAAUAUUUGUGUGGCAAGAAAAAAUAAUUAUAUUUUUAUCAGAAUUAUUUGACUAAUAAAUGGUUCACUUUUUUUAAUUUUAAUAUCCAUAGUCAAUAGCAUUGUGUGAAUUUCAUUUAAUGUAAAACAAUAAUUUUUGGAUUUUUAAAAAUAGUAGUAUUGGACAGUUAAAAUUGUCUUUUAUACCACUAUGAAUUAAUGAAAUAGGCACUUGACAAUCGAAUACAUAGAUACUUAUUUUAUUGAAAAUUACAUAUCUUUAUUUUGGUGUAAAUUAUAAACUCAAAUUUUGGGCCUGGUCCGGGUUAACAAUUUUAUUUUUAGUCCUGGUCCGGUCCGUUUUUAAAAAAAAAGUCCAAACCUGACCCGAAAAUAAUGUUAAUAACUUUUUAAAAAGUCAGAUCCAGUCCAAAAUAAUUUAUGUUGAAAAAGCCCGGCCCGGCUCUUCAUAAAAUACCAUGACUUUUAAGAAGCUGGUAUGUUUCUAAGUCCUUGGCCAGGUUCUUGGGCCCUUACAAGUCUUUAGUAGGUACCUAUUAAAUUAGUUUAGUAAUAAAAUAAUAUAAUGUGUACCAAUUAUCAAAUUUUGUUUUAAAUAUUUGUUUUCAUUUUAAAUUACCAUACAGUAAUAAUUCACACAUAAUAUAAACUCAUAUAAAUAAAAUGUUAAAUUGUAUAAUAAACAUAUUAUACAAUGAAUUAAAUUAUUUUAUUUAGGAUUCACUUUGUCUGAGCAGAACCACAUCACCCGUAUCUAACAUUUUAAUACAUUAUAAUUAAAUAUUAAAUUUUUCUUACUCAAAAUGUACAUGCAAUCAAUGCACAUGUUAUUGCAGGUGAUAAAAUUACUAGUCAAACUUGUUUAUUGACUUAGUUGGGUUGUUUUUUUAUUUUUAUUUUGUUGUGUGACGUGUGAUAUACCUACAGAUAAACUUAAGUAAAAAUAAAACAAGCGAGUUUAAAAAAAAAUUGAUUACAAAAUUAAAUAGAUACAUUUAUAUACAAAGUGAAUGGGCUCAGAGAAAGGGUUAAUAAUGCUCCAUAAACAUCGCAACAUUUCUAACCAAAAAAAAAACUGUUUAGAGACAAGAUGAAUUAGAUAAUGCUGGUCCGACGACACAGUGCAAGUUAGUGCGAUCCACCAGUGAGAACACAUCUUACCAUAAUAAUGAUAGUGCCCAUGACAUUACAAGCAAUGUUCAUAAUAAAUUAAGUUCCAGCACUUCGGCAAGUAUCACCGACGUCUACGAAAACGGACAAAACAAUAUUAGUGCACCAAAGUUAAAGUGAGUGACCUAAUACCCUGCUUAUAUUAUUUUUUAUCACUAAACUUCUUCACAGCCACUUAUAUAGCCUUUUAUUGUAGGUAGGUAUCUAUCUAGCUGUACAGGGAUUGAUAGAAAUUGUAACUAACCAAGUAUCAUGCUUCAUUUUUAAAUACCUCUUCAAUAUAAUAUAAAUAUAUAAAAAAAAAAUCAAAAUUAGUUUUUGUCAAUUUUUAAAUUCAAUAGGAAACUAGUGACUAUCUAUACCUAUGAAUAUCUAUUGUGUUCAAAAAUAUAAAUUUUCAAAAAACAAAAAUGUAUGUAAAAAAAAGAAUAAUUAUGAAAAUUCAUUCUUUGUUUUUUUUUCACCAUCACUAAAAACUAUGGAUAACCAUAAAUUUCAUUAAAAAAAAUUUAAUCCGACAAGAUAGUUAUAAUUACGUUGCAUGUAUUAAAAUGCUUAGGUUUUUUAUUCUAGUCCUAAAAUAAUUGAAAUUAUAGUUUUAUCAAGUAAUUUUACUUUGUAUGUAUUUGUAUUUAUAGUCGUUGUACAUUUUGCAAAGAAGAAUCUAAUUUUUCCGAAGAAGAACUGAAUAUUCAUUAUUGGAAAUAUUGUCCAUUGUUGAUGCGGUGUGAACAAUGUUCUGAAGUUAUAGAAAUUAUGGGACUUCGCCAUCACCUUAUAAGUAUUUGCUAUAAUAUACAAAUAAUUAUUAAUAUUGAUUAAAUAUUGUAGGUUAACUGACAUUUUUCAAAAUUUUUAGAAGACUGUGACUUCAGAGAUAAAUAUAAAACGUGCGAUUUGUGUUUAGAAGUAGUUGAAAUUGAAUUUCUCGAACACCACAUUUUAGGACCUACAUGUAAAAGUGAGUACAACAAAAACCCAAUACAUUCUUAACUAUUUAAUAAGGUUAAAAUUGUUUGGGUUUACUAAUCACACGUGAACUUUACAUGACUUAUAUAUCUAAUAAGUAAUAUAGCACAAAUAUUUUUGUACUUCGAAUAGUACUCAGGUUUCAAUGAUUGUGUGUAUUAAUUUUGGCACCAAAAUAUAUACGAAAAAUUACAGUAAAUGUCUGUAGUUUUUUAAAAAAAAUUGAAUUCACCAUAUGAUCUUAAUUUUAAAAUCAAAAUUGUUUCGUUUAACAUUUAAUUAAAUUUCUCAUGUUUAUUUUUAUGUCAAAGUUUAUACCAUUGACAAGGCUCAAAUCUUACAUUUAAAAAGAAUAAAAACACAUUUUUGCUAAAUUGCCUAUGAAAUAGACAAAAAAAGCAACACAUAUUCCCUUAGGUAAUUAAAACUAGAAUAAUUAGGUAGUCUAGACAGUUUUUGAUUUGCAAUUAUUUCAUACACAUUUGGUUUACUAACAGCUGUUUAGUAUUGUAGUUGAACAGUUCAAUAUUAAUGUUUUAUUAAAUUAUUUUUUUUUUUUAGAAAGAAAUGCCAUCACUGAUAUCUGUCCUUUGUGUUUGGACACAAUAGGCAAUGAACUUCAAGAUUGGAAUAAACAUUUAGUAAUUCCUUCAGCUUGUAAAAAUCAUCCACGAAAAAAUUACCUUAAACGUAAUUAAUGAGAAUAUUCAGCAAGUACUACAUAACAUAUAUGUAUAUAAUAGGGAUGGGCCGAUACCAGUUUUUACCAAUAUCCAAUGUUUGAAAUCAAAAACCGCGAGUAAUAUUGAAUUAAUAGGAAAUCCAAUUUAUUAAUAUAUUUUUCAUAAUCCAAAGACAUAAUAAUAGAAAUUAUUCUUCAAAAAUAUUAGUUGUAAAAAAAAAAACCAAUAUCAUAUCAAGCAUUAGUUUAUGUAUCAGCCCAUUCCUAAUAUUAUGUAAUAUUUUAACAUUUCUUUAUGAUAAAACAUAAUUUUAUUUUAAAUCAUUAGAUUUUAAACAAAUAAGUUCAAUUACUUCAAUGCCAAAAUUUAUUUAACAGUCUUCGUGUUUGCCAAUAAUUUUGAAUUUUUAAUAAUAAUAAUCAUGUUUUUUUAGAAAAUGACUGAUUAUUAUUCAGCAUAUAGUUUUUAAUAUUAUGGUGUAAAUUGCAUAACUGAUGUUAUAGCAGAUUUAUUUUUGUAUUUUUCAUUUUUUUUAAUUACAAACUUAUUUAUAUUAACGUAUACUGAAGUCAGUUGAUGAUUGUUUUAUUUAGUUUUAUGGUCUAAAAGUUUUGCCGUUUAUAUCGUAUAAAACAAUUAUUAAUUUAACAAAAUUGUAUUAUUUAUUAUUAAAACUGAAAAAUAGAAGAUUAAAAUGAGAUUUUUUGCAAAUAAAAAUAAUACAAUGAAUAUAUGCUGUUAAAAAAAUUGUUAUUUUCAAAAUUAAGUAGCAUUUGAAGUUAUAAUAUAAAAUUAUCAUAAUGUUGAAUUUUAUAAAGAACUUAUUGCACUGAAUUACUGAUUUUUCGUUUGUAAUAUGAAUUAAUAACAAACAUCCUCAACUAUACUCAGAUAUUUACAAUUAUUAAAACAAAAAUAGUUGUACCAAUUUAAAACAUCCAAAGUAUGCAUUCAAUUUCUUUAUAAUGUAGUAAAUCACCAUGGGUGAUGAGCACUGUUGUAGGUGAAAAGUUAGGAAAAUAUAAUUUAUAAUUGUACACAACGCUAAACCAUUGCUAACGAAAAACGAUUUGGAGCAAUCUCUAUUAUACAUAUACAUACAUUUUCCUAUUGUUAUAACUACUUGGAAAAUCAAAAAUUGCUUCCCUGAAAUACCAGCCAGAUAAAAUUAACUUUCAGAAAAGAAACUACACUUUUUUCGCUAUGCUCUGAAUCUAAAAUUCAAAAUUGUAUGUCCUUUAAUAAAUUUAUAUGGUGACAAAAGAGAUAUCAAAAAACAAAAACAAAUGUAUAUAAACUUUGUUGUAUUUUAUUAAAUCUAUUAUAAAGUAGUUGAUUAUUUGUAUUCGUAUGCUUAAUAUCUAUCAUUUAUCAAAUAAUUUGGCAAUUUAGUUUGUCUGUUAAAAUUACUUUCUUUUUUUAAUCAAUAGUUUGCAAUAGUAUUCACUAUAUACCAAUAAAAUUGUUUAAUGGGAGAAAAUUGUUCAGUCUUGAAGGUGCAUUUUCUUUUUAAGUAUAUAAUUAGUAAUAUAAUAGCAAUAUAUUGUGCAAGUUUUUAUUCACAUUUGAUGAGUUCAACAUCAAAAAUUAAAGUAGAAUUUGGUGGAAUGACACCAGGAUGUCCCAAAGCGCCAUAUGCAUAGUCGGGUGUACAUGUCAGUUUAGCACGAGAGCCAACACUCAUCUAGAGAAAUAAAACAAAUAGAAAAUUAAAUUUUAUGUAAAUAUUGAAUAUAUUAAUAUAUUUCAAUGUUAGUGAAAUCCAUCAUGGGCAAAUAUAUUACUAUUGUAUUCUUACCUGGGCAACUCCUUCAUCCCAGCCUUUGAUAACUUCUCCUUUUCCAAUCUUGAACUUAAAGGGCUUAUUACGGUCACGAGACGAGUCAAAUUUCUUGCCACCAACCAAUGUACCU
This is a messenger RNA of Cinara cedri, 15920 nucleotides long. Lineage: Eukaryota; Metazoa; Arthropoda; Insecta; Hemiptera; Aphididae. The record is from the annotation of a GenBank genome assembly.